Ostrinia nubilalis (European corn borer) is the source of this 964-nucleotide messenger RNA. RefSeq lists its product as uncharacterized. The transcript has 4 exons. The coding region runs from base 638 to 964 and encodes 108 amino acids. The record is from RefSeq and is a predicted model, not a curated record. NCBI's taxonomy places the organism in Eukaryota, Metazoa, Arthropoda, Insecta, Lepidoptera, Crambidae.
GUCGCCGGCGCCGCAACAGGCCGUCGCGAGCGUGGCCAGUGUCGUGACGCCUGUAGCGAGCCUCGUCACGCCGGCGGUUAGCCGGACCAGUGUUGCAGAUACCCCCGAGUUCGCCAGACCCCUCGAAGACGGCGACCAGUCCCUAGACCGACAGGUGGCGUCGUCGCUGGCGCUGCUGGAGCGCUCGCUGUCCAGCGACGCGUCGUACGACAUGCUGCGCGAGCUCGACGCGACCGCGCAGCCCGAGGCAGACGCCGGGGACGCGCUCGGUGAGUCACACGCCAGGCGACCCGCAGGCGGCGUCGUCGCUGGCGCUGCUGGAGCGCUCGCUGUCCAGCGACGCGUCGUACGACAUGCUGCGCGAGCUCGACGCGACCGCGCAGCCCGAGGCAGACGCCGGGGACGCGCUCGGUGAGUCACACGCCAGGCGACCCGCAGGCGGCGUCGUCGCUGGCGCUGCUGGAGCGCUCGCUGUCCAGCGACGCGUCGUACGACAUGCUGCGCGAGCUCGACGCGACCGCGCAGCCCGAGGCAGACGCCGGGGACGCGCUCGGUGAGUCACACGCCAGGCGACCCGCAGGCGGCGUCGUCGCUGGCGCUGCUGGAGCGCUCGCUGUCCAGCGACGCGUCGUACGACAUGCUGCGCGAGCUCGACGCGACCGCGCAGCCCGAGGCAGACGCCGGGGACGCGCUCGAGAGCAACGCAUCAGCAGCGCUACUAGCCGCCAAGCUAACACGACUCGCGUGCGGCGUGCAGAGCUCCCUCUCGGGGCUCAUCCUGGCGCUGCCGCACGACGCGCCGCCGCGCGCCGCCCUGCGCGCCCAGCUGGCUGCCGCUACCGAGCGCGCGCAUCGGUUGCACGCUGCGUUGGCUAGCCAGGCGCCUAAUGCACACGCCACGCUUGCUAGGCAGCCGCCCAAUGGUCUACACGCCGCGCUGAUUAUCCAGGCGCCCAACGGUUAG